UAUAUAGCCUAGCAGCCAUUUUCUUCGUGUAUGCGCAGCAGUAGGAUUCAUUCGCGGAGUUACUGAAAAAGAGAAAGAGCGCAAAAGACUCCGUGCUCAGUGCUGUGCUGCUUGCUGCUGCUGUUGUGUGUUAUAAGUGUGUUAUAUACAUUUAAUACUCGAACGCAAUAUUAUACACCAAGACGUGGUGGUAUCAUAGGUGAUAGUCCAGUGUAUCCCCCGUUAGCACAACGUAUAUACCAGCGAGAGCUGUUAUACAGCAUUACAGAGCAACGUACAAAAGAUCAGUGUUUUGGAGUCGUCGUCGAGUACAGUAUUCAAUAAACUUUAGUCUCAUAUACAUUGAAAAAAAAUCUAACAUCUACUUACUGAAGUAUGAGUAAUUGAUCAGAUUGGAUAAUAUAUUCUCUGGCUUCUCUUUUCAACCAUUUUUACAUCUGCUUCUCAACUCACAUUGAUAUUGCUGAAAAAUGGCAUCUCGCAAGAAAGUUUUACUGAAAGUCAUCAUUUUGGGAGAUUCAGGAGUUGGUAAAACAUCUUUGAUGAAUCAAUAUGUCAAUAAGAAAUUCAGUAAUCAAUAUAAGGCUACCAUAGGAGCUGACUUUCUAACUAAGGAAGUCAUGGUCGAUGAUAGAAUAGUGACGAUGCAGAUUUGGGACACUGCAGGACAAGAAAGAUUUCAAUCUUUAGGAGUAGCUUUUUACAGAGGUGCAGACUGCUGUGUUUUAGUAUUUGAUGUAGCUGCACCCAAUACCUUCAAGUCUUUGGAAUCAUGGAGAGAUGAAUUUUUGAUCCAAGCAUCGCCAAGAGACCCAGACAAUUUUCCAUUCGUUGUACUUGGAAAUAAAGUUGAUGUAGAAAAUAGAGCGGUUUCAAGCAAAAGAGCUCAACAGUGGUGUCAAUCAAAAAAUAGUAUCCCAUAUUUUGAAACCAGUGCAAAAGAGGCAAUUAAUGUAGAGCAGGCUUUCCAAACAAUAGCUAAAAAUGCAUUGGCCCAAGAAAGUGAAGUUGAACUUUAUAAUGAAUUUCCGGACCAAAUUAAAUUGACGAACGAUCAAAGAAAUAAUGGAAAAGGAGAUUCGUGUGCUUGCUAGGUACCAAAUUCAAAAUACUUUGGAUGAAUUGAAACUACAAAUCAGAUAAAUUACAUUUUGUGAGAAUCUCUAUGUCAAAAAAUGUUCGAAAAGCAAGUUGGCCAAGUCAAUUGAGGCAUUUAUAUUUCAUAUUUUAUUGAACAUGAUACUGUUUAGUUGGAUUAUAAAUGAUUAUGUACAUGAGAGUAAUUUUUUGUUGAGAAAAUUGUUUUAUUUUAGUGAUAUUUGUUGAAUUGAUUCGUACAAAAAAUUUCCGUAUAAAAUAAAAUUUUGAAUCAAAUUACACAAGAUAUAAUUUUAUUUUGAUAUAUUUUUAUUUGAGGUUGCAUUAAGCAAGAAAUAGACGAAAUCGUAUUAUUUAUCUGAUUGGAUGCUUUUUUAAUCAUUAUUUUAUAAUGCUGAUACAGUCUUGCACUUGCAAAAUCGAUGUCGCCACUGGUAAAUGUGGCAAAAGAGAUUUCUACUGCGUAAUUAGCAAAAAGUAUGUAAACGUCUGUGCAUGUUACUGGCAAAUAAUAACUACAUACUAUACAAAUGUUUUAUAGAGCAUCGCUCAUAUUUUCAGCUGUAUUAUAAUUAAUCUCCAAACUCUGUUUGAAAUCCAUGAUUUGUAGCACUAUUCUUAUUUUAUCAAUAUCAAUUAUCUUACGAGGAUUUACUUCAUAUUUUUGAAAAUUUUGUUACAAAUUAAAAAUAAGAGAUAUGGGCUAAUAAACGAUAAAUCAAGUUAUUUAAAAAAA
Molecule: messenger RNA, 1834 nt
Organism: Trichogramma pretiosum
Lineage: Eukaryota; Metazoa; Arthropoda; Insecta; Hymenoptera; Trichogrammatidae
Gene: Rab7
Product: ras-related protein rab7
Exons: 6
Coding region: 471-1094 (207 amino acids)
Biological process (GO): endosome to lysosome transport; phagosome-lysosome fusion
Cellular component (GO): late endosome; lysosome; phagocytic vesicle
Molecular function (GO): GTPase activity; GTP binding
Source: RefSeq, a predicted model, not a curated record